Macadamia integrifolia is the source of this 2341-nucleotide messenger RNA. Its product is annotated as subtilisin-like protease SBT4.12. Gene Ontology annotation, molecular function: serine-type endopeptidase activity. The transcript has 10 exons. NCBI's taxonomy places the organism in Eukaryota, Viridiplantae, Streptophyta, Magnoliopsida, Proteales, Proteaceae. The coding region runs from base 15 to 2231 and encodes 738 amino acids. Gene Ontology annotation, biological process: proteolysis. The record is from RefSeq and is a predicted model, not a curated record.
AGAGAUCAUAAGAGAUGCCAAGGCCUAAUCACUCAUCUUCAAUGGCUAACUUGUGUAGUUUGAUCAGCUCUCAUUCAUGGCUAAUCACUCUCCUGAUUGUCUCCUCGGCCUCUCUCAAUGGUGUUCAUGUCAUUGCUGAUAAUGAGAAGAAGGUUUACAUUGUAUAUAUGGGUGCACUAUCAAAGGCUGAGGAUGGCUACUCCACAGAAACUGUCCAUUUGAAUAUCUUAGAACAAGUCCUUGAGAGAAGCCCAGCUAGAGAAUCCUUAGUUUGCAGCUAUAAAAAUAGUUUUAAUGCAUUUGCAGCUAAGCUCACAGAACAAGAGCAAAGAAAGCUAGGAGGCAUGGAAGGUGUAGUCUCUGUAUUUCCAUGUAGAACCCUUAAACUUCACACAACAAGAUCAUGGGAUUUCUUGGGUUUUCCAAGCACUGUAAGAAGAAUGCCUACCAUUGAGAAUGAUAUCAUUAUUGGCAUGAUUGACUCUGGAAUCUGGCCUGAAUCAGAGAGCUUCAAUGAUAAUGGGAUCGGUCCUCCGCCGGGCAAAUGGAAGGGUAUUUGCCAAAACAUUACCUGUAACAAUAAAAUUAUCGGGGCACGAUUUUACAAUGCCGAAAAUAAAUACCCCAAAGUGGAAGAGAAGUCCUCCCGUGAUACUAUAGGACAUGGAACCCACACUGCUUCUACAGUAGCAGGUGUUGAAGUUAAAAAUUCAAGCCUUUUUGGCCUUGCUGAAGGGACUGUAAGAGGAGCUGUUCCCUCUACAAGGAUAGCUAUCUACAAGGCCAGUUGGAAUUUUAGUUGCACUGACCACGAUUUGCUGGCUGCAGUUGAUGAUGCAAUUGAAGAUGGUGUUGAUAUAUUAUCAGUUUCCAUUGGGGAUUCAGUUGCUAGAGUUUUCAUGGAAGAGCCUAUUGCAAUUGGAGCAUUGCAUGCAAUGGAGAAAGGGAUAUUGACCUCUACAUCUGCAGGAAAUUGUGGACCAAAAAUGGUUACUAUCACAAAUCUUGCCCCAUGGAUGUUAACUGUAGCAGCAAGCAACACAGAUCGUCGGAUCAUCAGUAAUGUCGCGACGGGCAAUCAGAUUACCAUGGAGGGACAUGCAAUCAACACAUUCCCAACUGAGAAAAAGGCAUCCCCAAUUAUAUAUGCAGGUGAUCAUGCUGCACAUAACUUUAGCAGUAAAGAAGCAAGUGCAUGUAGACCUGGCUCCUUGGAUAAAUAUUUAGUGAAAGGGAAGAUUGUCCUCUGCGAUGAGUUAUCUGAUGGCAGCGAGCCCUUCCUUGCUGAUGCUCAAGGAAUGGUGAUAAUAGAUAAUACUGAGCAAAAUGAUUCAAGCUCUUCUUAUCCUUUACCAGCAACAGCUAUCAGCAUUGCUGAUGGUGAACAAUUAAAGCUCUAUUUGAAUACUGCCAGAAUUCCCGUGGCAAAAAUCUACAAAAGUGAAGCAAUUUAUGAUCCUAAAGCUCCACAUGUGAUUUCAUUCUCUUCCAGAGGACCCAACACUCUUUCACCAGAUAUCCUCAAGCCAGACUUAAGUGCCCCGGGGGUAGAUAUCUUAGCGGCAUGGUCUCCAAAAGGCAAAGUUUCAGGAUACCAAGGUGACAAGCACUCUGUAAUGUACAACAUUAUAUCUGGAACAUCCAUGGCUUGCCCUCAUGCAACUAGUGCUGCUGCUUAUGUCAAAACAUUUCAUCCCUCAUGGUCCCCUGCUGCAAUUAAAUCUGCUCUCAUGACAACAGCUUCUCCCAUUAAUGCGUCCUAUCAUGAAGAGGCUGAAUUGGCUUAUGGUGCUGGUCAGAUUGAUCCACUAAAGGCUGUCAAUCCAGGUCUUGUGUAUGAUACCUCGAAAGCUGACUAUAUACAAGGGUUGUGCAACUUGGGUUAUAAUCCGGAUUAUAUUAAAAUCAUUGCCGGAGGUAAUGUUACUUGUGCCAAGCAAAAUGGAACCGAUGCUCUUUUAAACUAUCCUUCUAUGGGUGCUUCAGUUACUAUUGGAGUACCAAUCGAUAGAUAUUUCCCGAGGACAGUUACCAAUGUUGGCUUACCAAAUUCUACAUACAAGGCCACAAUUGGACCACAAAAACUACUAAAUGUUACAGUUAUUCCCAACGUUCUAUCUUUCAAGUCUUUGAACGAGAAGCAGAAUUUCACUGUACAUGUUACGGGGCCAGGAAUUGACCAAGAUUCGAUCAUCUCUACAUGGUUACUGUGGUCUGAUGGGGAUACAUAAUGUAAGAAGUCCUAUUGCAUUCUGGACCUAUUAGUGAAAUUAAUAGUCUUUGUUCAAAAAUGUAUUUAGAAUUAGUUGAAUAAUUGCUAAGAGCAUAUUCUCAAGAAAAA